Molecule: messenger RNA, 3400 nt
Organism: Xenia sp. Carnegie-2017
Lineage: Eukaryota; Metazoa; Cnidaria; Anthozoa; Malacalcyonacea; Xeniidae
Product: disks large homolog 1-like
Exons: 19
Coding region: 212-2848 (878 amino acids)
Biological process (GO): chemical synaptic transmission
Cellular component (GO): neuron projection; postsynaptic density membrane; neuromuscular junction
Molecular function (GO): kinase binding
Source: RefSeq, a predicted model, not a curated record
CGUGACUUCAUCUGUUGUUUCACUUUCCUUCGAGUUUGUGGCUGCACAGCGGCAAUUUGGCAGAUGAUAAACAUCGUCAACUGAGCUUUAAAAUAAGCGUUAUUUUUCUAUACAUAUUUCUUUCAUUGCCUAUGCUGAAAUCUUUCGAAUUAAAUAUUACCCAUAGUUGUUUUUUAGUCGUUUGAAUUGCUUCAAAAAAUCUCACUUCCUUAUGAUGCCAGUGCGCAAAGAAGAUGCUGAGAGAGCUCUACAGCUUCUUGAAGGUUAUAGAACGAAGUUAACAAAGCCUCAAGACCAAGCCCUGAGGAAUGCCAUCGAGCGAGUUAUCAAAAUAUUUCAAAGCAAUUUAUUUCACUCUUUACUUGACAUACAAGAAUAUUAUGAGACGUUGCUGACAUUAGUCGAUGAAUCGAAACAUGCAGAUGACUUAUUGGUAGAAAUGGAUAGCCAUGAAGUGGCAAAAAAAUGGGAAAAUUCUCCAUCAAGUUACAAUGGUUUUCAGCAUCAUGUUUCCAGUGUUAUAAAACCUCCACCUGUUAUAUCAAUUACAACUGCUCCUGAUGAAACUCCUUUGGCUUUAAGUGAGACAUCAACUAUGCAGGAUGAUAGUGAUGAGGUUAACGUACCAGGAGACUUUGAUUAUGAGGAAAUAGUACUUGAAAGAGGCACAACUGGUUUGGGUUUUAGUAUUGCUGGUGGCACUGACAAUCCACAUUAUGCAAAUGAUUCAGGCAUCUUCAUCACAAAAAUCAUUCCCGAAGGAGCUGCUGCUUAUGAUGGUCGAUUAAGGGUUAAGGAUUGCAUCUUGUCAGUAAACAACACAAGCACUGUAAAUGUGCCUCAUCAAGUUGCUGUGGAUGCAUUAAAAGUGAGUUCAGGUGUGAUCACACUUCAAGUUAAGAGACCUAAAGAGCAAACAGCUGCUUGCAAGAGCCUUGAAAUAACUUUAUCAAAGGGGACAAAAGGUCUGGGUUUCAGUAUUGCUGGUGGUGUUGGUAAUCAGCAUAUCCCAGGAGAUGAUGGUAUCUUUAUAACUAAGAUUAUUGAUGGUGGUGCUGCAAAGUAUGAUGGAAGACUGCAAGAGGGCGACAAGAUAUUAAGUGUGAAUGGUGUAUCGUUGAAUAGUGUCACACAUGAGCAAGCUGUUGGGAUACUUAAGUCAUCGAGUGAUACAGUUGUAUUGCUUGUUCACAGAGAUACAUCUUCAUUUGUUUAUCAAGGAUCAUCUGCCCCACAGACACCUACUGAAGAUGCAGAAGAAGAAGAAGAAGAAGAAGAAAAUAAAAAUGGAGAAGAUUUUGCCAAUGAUAGCCAUCCACCAACUUAUGAUGAAGCUGUAAAUAACUCUGACGAGGGAAACCAGGAAUCUUUGUCUGAAAAAACUCCGUCGGUUAAUGGCGUUGGUGAAUCAUUAUCGCCUGCACCUGUUGUAAUUAUUGAUGAGGAAGAGCUUUCCAGGGAUAAAAGAACAGUUGUACUUACUAAAGGACCUUCUGGCCUGGGUUUUAAUAUUGUCGGAGGCGAAGACUGCGAAGGAAUUUUUAUUUCUUUUAUUUUGGCUGGUGGAGUUGCUGAUCUCAGUGGAGAAUUAAGAAGAGGAGAUCAAAUUUUGUCGGUCAACGAUAUAGAUUUAACAAAUGCAACUCAUGAACAAGCUGCUGCAGCUUUGAAAGGUUCUGGCAGUACUGUCACAAUUAUUGCCGAAUAUAAACCUGAAGAAUACAACAAAUUUGAAGCAAAGAUUCACGAUCUUCGAGAAAAAUUGAUGAACACUACAAAUAAUACAGGAUCCCUUAAAACGUCUGCAAAGAGGCAGUUGUAUGUUAGAGCGUUAUUUGACUACGACAGAUCUAAGGACAGCGGUUUGCCAAGCCAGGGUCUGAGUUUUAAUUACGGCGAUAUACUUCAUGUAACCAACGCUAGCGACGACGAGUGGUGGCAAGCGCGAAGACUAGGUCCUGAUGGGGAAGAGGAAUCGAGAGGAGUGGUACCGAGCAAGAAGAGAGUUGAACGUCGUGAACGAGCUAGAAUGAAAUCAGUGAAGUUCAAACGAGAACAAGGCAACAACCUUCAGGGAUCAUUUCGUGAUGGUAAAAAACUUAGUUUCAAUUUGAAAAAGUUAUCAUUCUUAAGUAAAAAAGAAUCGGAAAAUGAGACAAGUGACAUAGAUCCAAGUUGCACUUCAAAUCCUAGUGAUAGUGAAAGUAAUUAUAGUCUUCGUGAAGAUUCUAUUAUGUCAUAUGAGCCAGUCACUCAGCACGAACUUCGGUAUGCUAGACCUGUGAUUGUCCUUGGACCACUUAAAGAUAGAAUAAAUGAUGAUCUCAUAUCAGAAUUUCCAGAUAAAUUUGGUAGCUGUGUUCCACAUACUACUCGUGCAAGACGAGAAUAUGAAGUUGAUGGACGAGAUUAUCAUUUUGUCAGCUCCAGAGAAGAAAUGGAACGUGCUAUUCAAGAUCAUCAUUUCAUCGAAGCAGGACAAUACAACGAGAAUCUUUAUGGCACUAGUGUCUCAUCUGUCAAGGAGGUUGCAGAUAAGAACAAACAUUGUAUUCUUGACGUAAGUGGUUAUGCUAUUAAAAGGCUUCAAGUAGCUGAGCUGUAUCCUAUAGCUAUUUUCCUCAAACCAAAAUCUGUGGAAACUUUGAGAGAAAUAAACAAACGAAUAACAGAAGAACAGGCAAUAAAAACGUACGAUCGAGCGCAGAAACUGGAACAGGAAUUUGCGGAGUAUUUUACCGCUUUGGUAUCUGGAGACACAUACAAUGAUAUAUAUAGUCAAGUGAAGGAGAUAAUUCGUCAACAAUCCGGUCCGGUGAUAUGGAUUCCAUCGAAUGAAAAAUUAUAGGUCGUACAUAGACACUCCCCCCCGGUACUAUUUUAUAAUUUUUAUCACUAACUGUAUAUGAUCUUUGAAGAAUGCAUGGCUGUCUUGAGGAAUUAGGAAGUUAAAUAGUUUUUUUUAUUUUCUUAACAUCCCAAAUUCUAUUAACAUAAAUCAUGAGUCGUUACGAGGUAGUUCAUGUUGUCAUGCCAACUGGUCAUACCUUAUAACUCGUAGAUGCAAUAGCGUGGUGAAAGACCUAUAAAUAUUACGAAUUUUGCCACAAAACAUAUUACCGAAAUUUAAUACGAAAACUGCCUGUAUGACUGUUUUAGAAUAUCUGAACUUUAGGAAUAUCAUUUCUCUGUCGCGUGUGGCUUAUGACGUCGCACAUAAUGGGUAGAAAAUAUGAAGUAUGCACUGUGGUUGAAUGUAUCAACAAACAGUUUGAAUAUUUUAAAGUAGUUUUAUCGAUUUUAAAUACGUAGAAAUUUAAUCGCAUCUUAUCAACACAUAAAUAAGUCUUAUGUCGUACAAGUUAGUAAUUUUGAUCAAUAAAAUACAUAUUUAUAUAAA